GGGACUCAUAUGCAAGAAAUUGAUUGAGGUAUAUACGUACGAAAUGCUAGCGAGGGAGCGCUAUCCUUCUUAACAUGCCUCCACCAUCCGACCAUGCCUCCUUCCGGCUUAGUCUUCUUGAAAAGCCUUUCUACGUGAAGCAGUUGCAGCCUCAUGAGGACAUUCCUGACUCAUUUUUGGAGGAAUUGAGAAACCAAACUGGGCAUUUCGUAUCAAUAACCAGGACAGAUGAGGAGGUUUCCAUUGUAGGAGAAGCUCAACAAGACGACACAGAGGCAACUUGGCGAUGCAUCAAGAUAGCAGGUCCAAUGGACUUCGGGGUGACCGGUGUCAUGGCAAAUUUCACGGCACCUCUGAAGACGGCCAGUGUGCCAGUCUUCGCUGUCUCGACAUGGAAUACCGACUAUAUUCUUUUACCCAGGGAGAAAGUUAAAGAGGCACGUGACUUCAUUGUAACAUACCUAAACACUGCAGCGGUGAAUGGACUGGUCACCGCUCAGAACACCCUGUGUCGAACAAGCACCUUUCUCCAGGAUAUCUUUGAGGGCUCAGUCACGAAGGGAUGGUUCUUAUCAUUCCUACGCGAAAACAUGGUACCGACGUAGCUCGAGGUGAAUUUGUCGAAGGUGGAAUCUCGGCCUUCGGAGCUACAUAGAUUACAGAGUGACAGAUGCAUUAAGCUAGAACUUCGUAGUGCCCCCGUCGCUCUACAGGUUAUACAACGAGAGUACAUAGAGCGAUAUUCUUGAGGCUGCAAGCUGCACACCGUCUCAGGGAUCGAAUUUGAAGGAGUCACGGUUGAGCGAGUCGCGCGCCGCCACUGCCAACUGGGAUGCGUUCGUUAUACGGUGUCACUGUGUAUAAUAUAGGUCACGCUAUUUG
Messenger RNA from Somion occarium, 882 nucleotides. NCBI's taxonomy places the organism in Eukaryota, Fungi, Basidiomycota, Agaricomycetes, Polyporales, Cerrenaceae. The record is from the annotation of a GenBank genome assembly.